GAACAAUGCAAUGCUCGGAUGGAAUGAAUUAUAUCAGGCUCUUUAUGUAAAAACUGCUUAUAAAAGAAACUAUAAAAGUGCUUCAGUUUAAACGGUUCAUACGUUUCAUGAGAUUUCUCCGGCUCCAUUUAAAACCAAAACAAAAUAUUAUAUUCGAACUCAUCAUUUCUACUUUAAAAUGUCUUACAGUCUAGGCUAGCAAUAUAAAUUCGAAAUAUAUUAAUUGUUGUUUGAAAAACCAAAUUUUUUUUUAUCUUAUGAAGUAAUAUCCUUGAUGAUCUUCAUUCUAUGUUAGAAGUAAUAUGGAGGAUUUAAUUGAAGCCUUUGCUGUGUCACAAGUGACUACCGAUCCGAAUUCUACUGCUGCUGAACAUCCCCGAUUUGCACUUUAUAAGGCUAAGAACCGUUUGUCUAGUCAAGAUGAGAGGAGAAGAAAAUUCUUAGAGGCCCAAAAGCAGAAACGUUAUGACUAUGCCAGCCAUGCUAGAAAACUAGCUACUGAUGAGUGGGGUGAAGAGGAGGAAACUGAAGACAAAGAGAAUGACGGCAUGGAAUGUGAGGAAAUCAGCAUAAAGCCUCCAAGAUAUUAUAAAGAUCAGUUAAUGCUUUCGGAAUGGUUAGUCGAUGUACCAGACGAUAUGGCUGCCUUGUGGUAUUUAGUACUUUGUCCAGUAGGAAAGCGCUCUCUAGUUGUUGCAUCUAGGGGUAAAACCAAAGUAUAUACUAGAAGUGGGUACAGAGUGAAUACCUUUUACUCACUUUUACCUGGUGGCAAUUGGCGUAUUGAAGGAUCAGGUAGAGCUUAUACCAUCUUAGAUUGCAUAUUCGAUGAAUCUAAUAAAACAUAUUAUAUAUUGGAUGUAAUGUGCUGGAAAUCUCACCCUUGUUAUGAUUCAGAUACAGAGUUUCGAUUUUAUUGGAGGAAUACAAAAAUUGAGGAGACCCCAGAAGUGAAAACUAUUUCUGAUGAUAAUCAGUAUAAAUUUAUUCCUUUACCUCAUUAUGACUGUGAUACUGAAACUUUGAAGAAAACUCUUCAGGAUCCUUUACCUUUUCCAUCAAAACUGGAUGGUUUGCUGUUUUAUCACAGAAAAACUCAUUAUAUCAGCGCCACUACUCCUUUAGUAGGUUGGCUUAAAGCUUACAUGGUACCUGAAAUGCUUAAUAUUGAAGUACCAUCCUCUCUUUGUGAAGAUAAACCUUCUGGAUAUGUCUCUAUGCAGCAACAUAUCCCAAAGGCAUUUGAAGUAGCUGCUGAAAGAAAAAAAGAUGAAGAGAAGCAAAUGAUGUUUGAAGAAACUUGAGAAGUUGUAAAAGAUUUGAGUCAUUAUUCCAAAGGAAUAAUGAAAAUUAGUUUAAAGAAAUAUCUUUUCAAGAUGUCUUUGCUUCAUAAAAAUUCUCACCUUAAUUAACUCAAAGCUAAAAUAAUUGCCUUUAUUGAAGUAUAUAUAAGUUUUCCUUUAUAAAUAUUUUAAAAAGAGAACUUUUUUCCAUAGUUAUUAACAAAUUGCAAGUUUUUAUUUACAUACUGUUUUAAAUUAAGCACAAUAGCAGUUUUCAGCUUUUUUUCUACAUUUAGUUUGAUUUGUAUGAAGUGCUUAAAAAAGUGUUUCAUUUUGUAAGUUUUGUGCAGUCUCUCCCUAUUUAUGGUUUAAUACAAAUUUUCAAUGAAAACCACUGCAAACAUCUAUUCAUAUGUAUAUUUUCUUGAAAUUAUUAGUUAUGAAAAAAACUGUUUUGCUUAUGUUUUUUGUAAUUUAAUUUAUUACUACUCAAUUCAUACUUAGUUUCAUCUAUAAAACUUGUGAUAUUAUUACUUGUUUUUAUUUUGUGUUGAUGUUACAAAUUGUGAAAUGUAUAAUAUGUUUUAAUAAAAAUAAAUUCAUUUUUGAAUUCUA
Parasteatoda tepidariorum (common house spider) is the source of this 1898-nucleotide messenger RNA. RefSeq names its product snurportin-1 (gene Snup). The record is from RefSeq and is a predicted model, not a curated record. Gene Ontology annotation, biological process: snRNA import into nucleus; protein import into nucleus. NCBI's taxonomy places the organism in Eukaryota, Metazoa, Arthropoda, Arachnida, Araneae, Theridiidae. Gene Ontology annotation, molecular function: nuclear import signal receptor activity; protein binding. Gene Ontology annotation, cellular component: nucleus; cytoplasm.